This is a messenger RNA of Trypanosoma cruzi, 1368 nucleotides long. RefSeq lists its product as uncharacterized. The transcript has a single exon. The record is from RefSeq and is a predicted model, not a curated record. Gene Ontology annotation, cellular component: membrane. Gene Ontology annotation, biological process: transmembrane transport. Bases 1 to 1368 code for a protein of 455 amino acids. Gene Ontology annotation, molecular function: transmembrane transporter activity. Lineage: Eukaryota; Euglenozoa; Kinetoplastea; Trypanosomatida; Trypanosomatidae.
AUGCUGAUGACGAUGAUUGCUUAUAUGGAGGGUAUGAUUGAGGACAGGUACAGGGCUCUUUUAAUAUUUGUUCUUUUUACGCUUAACAAUGGCUUUUCUUGGCUUAUGUUUGAUCCCGUGGCUGGGUGGCUCGAGGAGAACAUGAAUGGUGUAACCGUGGGUCAGUUACAAGUUCUUUCUUCUUGGCAGCCUUUGAUGUUCCUUAUCAUGUUUAUACCUGUGAUGAAAAUGGUGACGGGGUCGGAUGGACUGCGAAAGGCGGUGCGUCUUGGCGCGUCGUGUGAGAUUAUUGGUGCGAUAUUCAAAAUAAUCGGCUCAUUGUCCCGAAAGUCGUAUGCGGGUUUGGUUCUUUUACACAUCGGUCAAAUUUUUAGUGGGGUGGGGUCUCCUGUGGCGACAGGCUGUGUCUCGGCCCUCUCUGCUGCGUGGUUCAAUCCCAAUGAGAGGACAAGGGCCACUGCUGCCGCUGUUUUGUCGAACAGUGUGGGGAAUUCGCUUGCCUACAUACUUGUUCCAGCCAUGACAGAAUCUUCUUCUUUUGUAUGUACCACUGUUUAUGAAUUUGUAAUGGCCACCAUUGCAACCAUUCUUGUGUGGUUUUUGUUCCCUACGCAAAAGGCGUCCGUUGUGUCUGGGGGGAUUGUUGAAAUAUUACCGGUUGAGGGGACUCCCAGCGAAGAUAAAAGUCUCCGGAGGCAACUCUUUAAUUUGCUCAGUGUACCCUCAGCUGUUUUUCUUCUACUUAUAUAUUCAUGGUCUAGUGGAGGAUUUUCGGCGUGGGUAUCGCUUUUUGACGCAACGUACGACGAUUUUUUUACCGAGAGCUUUAUUGGAUUUAUGAGUUUUUCGGGCAUGCUGGCGUACGCUGCUGGGGGUUUGGUUUCAUCCUGCCUCACCGAUCUUUACUUCCGUCGUCAAAUGAAGUAUGUGAUUUUUUUCUGUAUUGCGUGUAAUUCCGUCAGCAACCUCUUGUUUGUGGCCCUGGCACCAAACAAUGACGGAUACUCGCUUAAUCCAAGCGGAAGAGCAUGGAUUGUUGUCGUUACGGCACUGUGUGGAUUUUGGAAUGGAGCCGCUGCCCCGUUGUUUUAUGAACUGAUCGCAGAAAUUUCAUAUCCGGUAGAUGAGGGUGUGAGUGGUGUCGCCGUUUCCUUCUGUGAGAACCUCGGGGCGUUGUUUUUUUACCAGGUUGUAUCUCGUUUCUACAGCGGGCAAUCCAUGAGCGUCGCGUACUCCUUUGGAAUGACAGUUGCCGUAGUACUUUCAGCGGCCGUGCGGCAGAGGUACAACAGAUCAUACCACAUUUAUUUACAGUCUUCUCAGCAAUUAGCUUCCAUGAGUGUUGUCUCUGUUGAAACUGCCGAGUAA